Phycomyces blakesleeanus NRRL 1555(-) is the source of this 2265-nucleotide messenger RNA. RefSeq lists its product as hypothetical. Gene Ontology annotation, biological process: mismatch repair; nucleotide-excision repair. The transcript is spliced from 8 exons. Gene Ontology annotation, cellular component: nucleus; nucleotide-excision repair factor 2 complex; XPC complex. Gene Ontology annotation, molecular function: single-stranded DNA binding; damaged DNA binding. NCBI's taxonomy places the organism in Eukaryota, Fungi, Mucoromycota, Mucoromycetes, Mucorales, Phycomycetaceae. Bases 1 to 2265 code for a protein of 754 amino acids. The record is from RefSeq and is a predicted model, not a curated record.
AUGGUAAAGCGCGCAGCCAAGAGAAAAAAGACUUCUCCUACGGAUUCUACAACCACAAAUAAAAAUAGUGAUAGUGAUUUUGAAGACCAACCACCUACAAAACGAAUCACUAGAUCGCAGUUAAAGCAGGUUUCUUCCGAUUCUUCUCCUCAACUCUCUAAUCCAAUCAAGAGCUCCAAAACAAAAGCUACUCCCAAAGGCGAAGAUAUAGAUCAACCAAAGCCAGUGACUAAAAAGCAGAAAAAUACUGCAAUUAUUGAACCAGAAGAACCCAAGGAGUCUUCUUUGUCUGCCAGUGAAACUUUCGAAGAUUUACCUUCUCAGCUAUCAGACAGAGAAUGUGAUGAAAGUGAUAGUGAUAGUGAAGGGGAGGGUAUUGACUGGGAAAAUGUAGAACUCCCGGACGGUUAUUUGCAGGAAAGGCUUUCUCAAGGACGUGUCUACAAUGAUGUUGAAGUUAAUGCGUGGGAGCUAGCUUAUGAGCGUAUGUUACGGGAGUGGAUUCACAAUAGUCAUGUUCUCACGUUGAUUGCGCACUAUACGAUACGUAACAGAUGGUGUGCGUCUCCAGAAGUACAGUCUGUUUGUCUAUCAAUUGUACCAAACGAUGUACAGAAGCAGUGCUAUCAAAUGACUAGUUCAAACAAUGAUUUUGAAAAUGGUGUAAAGAGUUUAUAUCAAUGGUGGAACAAGUACUUUAAGUUAUCAGGCGAUGGAUUAGUUACUCGUUCUUACGAGGAGAUUUCUUUUCUAGAAAAUAUUGAUAUUUUGAAUCCUAAAAAAGACGCAAAGUCUAUAGAAGAGAUUUUGAAAGGACGAGGCAUUGACGAUGGAGAAACAAUCAAAAACUGCGAGGACUUUGUUAAUCAUCUUUUAACUAAGACGGGAACACGCGAUACAUCUGCCGAAUUAUUUGUGGCGGUAUUGAGAGCGCUUGGGUAUGAUGCACGUCUUGUAUGCUCUCUUCAACCAGUUCCAUAUCGCAUGCCGGCAAGACGCCCAGAUAUAAAAAAGAUGUCAUCAACAGAAAAAGCAAAUCAAAAAGAAGACGAAUUGGAGGCUACAAAGGAGUCAUCUCAAAAUAAUAUAAAAUUCCCAUAUCGGAUGUCCCGCCCUAAAACAACUAGCAGCCAGUAUCACAACAAUAAGCUUCACAAGGCAAAACAUCCGACAGUUUGGGCUGAAGUGUACAACCCUCAUAGAGCUCAAUGGGUUUCCAUAGAUCCUAUUAGAGGAUUCUAUGACAACCCAAGAGCCAUGGAACCGCUUUUAAAUGACAAGAAGAACGUAAUGUCGUAUGUACUUGCAUUUUAUGCCGAUGGAGACGGCUGUGUAGAUGUCACGCGGCGUUACUCUUCAAGAAUUACAAAGGCUUACAAGCUACGAGAACGCGAAUUGACAAAACGUGAAAAGCAGGGUGGGUUUAUACCAUGGUCUUCUAUUUUACUGCGCUGUAUAAAGCGACAUCGGUAUGGCGAGCGUGAGAUUCGCGAAGAGAAGGAGCUUGAGGAAAUACAGGAAAAGGAUCCUAUGCCGACAUCUAUCCAAGGAUUCCAUAACCACCCACACUAUGCACUUGAACGUCACUUGAAGAAAAUGGAGAUACUUUAUCCGAAAGAGCCAGUUAUUGGCUAUAUUAAGGGAGAGCCCAUAUAUCCUCGGGAUUGCGUAAAAGAGAUUCAUACACCCGAGACCUGGAUGAAGCUCGGUCGAAUCAUCAAGAAAGGUGAACACCCUGUUAAACGCAUCAAUGCACGCGCAGCCACUAUAGAAAAGAGACGUGCCAUUGAGCACGCCAAACAGGAUGGAAACGAGGUUCUAGCGGAUUGUUAUGGAGAAUGGCAAACAAUUCCCUAUGUACCACAGCCUGUGAUUGAUGCAAGUGAAAAGGUCAUGUACCAAGAAAUAGCUAUGGUAACAUUGAUCUGUUUACGCCGGAAAUGCUACCAGAGGGAGCUUCUCAUAUUCCAAGCAAUACAGGGUAUUGGGAAGAUAGCCAAAAAACUUGGCAUCGAUUAUGCCGAUGCAGUUAUUGAUUUUGAAUUCGCUAAAGGACGUUCUAUUCCUGUCAUCAAAGGGAUUGUUGUUCCAGAAGAGAGCGAAGAGUUCCUAUUGGAGGCAUGGCAAGAGCAUCAUUACAACGAGGCUACAAAGGAGCUCGAAAAGAGACGAAAGGAAGUAUAUGGAAAUUGGCGCAAGCUAAUCAAGAGCGUUCUUAUCCAAGCAAGACUUGAAGAAGAUUAUGGGGAGAAACAUUCACCUUGA